CAUGUUCUAAACAAUUUGUAUCCACCAGCAUUGAAGACAAGCCUUUUGCAUUGCAAACCUGGGUGUUGCGAGGGAAGCUCCGAGUCCGGAGCUUCGGCCGACUUCGGCAAGCUUGCCCGCUUCCCCGAUAUCACAUGAAAUGGUCUUAUGGUUACUGUUGAUAGACCGAUGAAAUUGAAUUGUCGUAAGCAUCGCUGAAGAGCCCAUACUGGCUUCCUCAACGAUGUCCCUCAGCUCGAGCCGGCUCCACGGCGUCAGUAAUUCAGCAGAGCCGUUGGUGCCAGCUGUGCUAACAUGCCACUGGAGCGCAUGUCCUCGUGGUCUUGCCCACGGUCGCUUGCCGCCUCCUCAGCUUCACCGACAGCACAGUGCCUGCGUGGCGGCCAGCUCGGCUGGCGCUCCCGCAUCGGCGCGUCCCAUGCGGUGCGGGCUGGCACCGCCACCAGCACCCACACCGGCGUCUAGCGCUGCUUUGCACUGCUGCAUCACUUUCAUGCGCGCACCAGCACCCACAACCCCUUCUUGCAUACGCGCCAUGGCUAGCCGGCACCGCGCGCUUGUGGUGGCGAGAGCAGCCGCACAGGACCCCGGGAGCGGCGGUGAUGGUGCCAACGCGUUUUCUGGCGGCGGCGGCAGCGGCAGCGGCGGCGCCCAAGGCGGCACACCGCAGCCGCCGCAGCCCCGACUGCACUUCCGCCCAGUGCCCGGGCCGCCGCCGCCGCUGCACCACCCCGGCACGUUCGAGGAGGUGGAGUGGAGCCGCGGGAGCAUGGACGCAGCCGAGCUGGCCGGCAGUAGCAACACCAGCGGCAGCAGUAGCAGCAGUAGCAGCACUGGCGACGCCAACACGCUGCGCACGUCCUGGGACCCAGCCACCGGCCCCGCCUCGUGGGCCCCGCCCAGCGCGGCCCCCGGCAGUAGCAGCCGCCGCCCCGGCUGGUCCUCCGCCCCUACAACUGCUACAGCCUCCGCCACCACAACCUCCUGGGCCACGCGGGACUCCUGGGACGACGGCGCGAGUGACCCGGGGGGCGGCGGCCGCGUGGCACCUGACGGCGGCGGCGGCGGCGGCGUGGCGCCCCUGGCCGUGCUGGCGGGCGCAGUGGCACUGGAGCUCUUGGUGACGGGCGCGCUGGUGUGGACGCCGCUCGGCGCGGCGGCGCUGGCACUGCUGGCCGUGCCCGGGGCGCGCGCGGCGGCGGCGGCCUCGGCGGCGGCUCGCGAGGCGGAGGUGGCGCGGCGUGUGGAGGCGCGUGUUCGGGCGGAGAUGUCGGCGCGUGUGCCUGUGACGCCGCCCGAGAGCGCGGAGUGGAUGUGGCGGCUGAUGGGCGAGCUGUGGGCGCCCUUCGUGGAGCCCAUGAUGCUCAAGGAGAACCUCGGCAACUGGUCUGAGAAGGUCCGCCGCGCCGCCCCUCCCGGCUGGGAGCUGGAGCUGGUGGGGUGCAGCAUGGGCACACAGGCGCCGCGCAUGAGCAACUACCAGGUCCUGGCCGACCCCUCCAGCGGCCGUGUGCGCGCGCUGCACUGCGACAUGGCCUUCGCCAGCACCAGCCUGAGGGCGGUGGUGCGCGGCCGCGGCCCGGUGGGCAGCUUCACAGUCACCAUAUGCGGCAUCAACAUGACGGGCCGCAUGCAGCUGCUGCCGCUGCCGCAGCUGCGCGCCAUCCUGUUCUCCUUCCGCGAGGCGCCCGGCAUGGACGUGCAGCUCAGCAUACAGGGCCCGGUGAUCGGCCAGCGCGACAUGUCCACCGCCCCGCUGGCCUCCUUCAUCCGGCCCGCGCUGGCCGCCGCGCUGGCGGACUGCCUGGUGGAGCCGCGCCGGGCGGCGGCCAGCCUGGACCCAGAGCCGUGCGUGGGGCUGGCGCUGGACACCACCUUCAACAUCUACGUGGAGUCGGUGCAGGGGCUCCACAUCGCGCCCGACGGCUCCCUCAUCAGCAGCAGUAGCAGCAGCAGUAGCAGCAGCAGCGGGAGCAGCAGCAGCAGUGCGGGUAGGGACGAGGCAGGUGGCGGCACUGCAGCGGACGCCAAACGCAAGCUGCAGCAGCAGCAACAGCAGGCGGCAGCAGCAGGCACUGACGCCACUUUUGCCCAGGGCACAGGCGGCGCCGGCGGCUCCUUCUCCGCCUCCGGCUCCGCCUCCGGCUCCGCCUCCGGCUCCGCCUCCAGCUCUAACUCCGGUCCCAAGGGCAAGGCCAAGAGCGACACGGUAGCUGCAGCAGUGAUGGCGGCGGCGGCGGCAGCAGCAGCGGCCGGCGCGGACGGCGCGGCGGCCGCGGACGCCCAGUCGGUCGUCAACGCCGCAACGCAGGCCGCGGCGGCGGCGAGUGAGGCGGUGGCGGGCGGCGCGGGCGCCUUUGCCAGCCUGGUGGGCGGAGCGGCGGCGGCGGACGCGUCGCGACGGCGGCGGCGGCGGUUGCAGGUCAUUGCAGUCAACCUGGACAACAAGCUCACACGCGCCACCCGCCCCGUGCACUACACGCCGCCGGCGCCGCCGCCGCCGCCGCCGCCGCCUCCCGGCGCCGGCGCAGCCGCCAAAUCCAAACGCGCCCGCGGCAGUGGCGGCGGCGACGUCGACGGCGUCGCCAGCACCGCGCCACGCCAGCUGCCGCCGCCGCCGCCGCCGCCGCCGUCCAAUGUCAUUCCCGUCAUGCAGCUGCUGCGACUCAAUGUCGGCCACAAGGACGGCAUUUUCCGAGUGCUGGUGCGCGACGUCGGCAGAGUCGCAGGCGGCAACAGGGCCGCUGGCGGCGCAGCCGGCGCCGGCGCCAAGGCCGCCGCAGGCGGCGCGGCGGGCGGCGGCUCCGCCGCCGCCGGCGGCGCCGCCGCGGACGCUGCAGCGGCGGCGGCGGCGGCUGGGUCUGGUUCUUCUGCCGCGCUGGGCGGCAGCGCUUGGGGUCCGCUGCUGGGGCUGGUGAACCUGCACGUGGCGGCGGGCAAGGACGGCAGCACGCUCAUCUGGGCGGUGCGGGAGGGCGGGGAGCCCGUGGCGGUGCGGUGGAGGCCCUCCGACGGCCCCUGGCGGGUGACCCUCCCCCUGGAGGAUCCAACCUACGGCCCGCCGCCGCCCGCCCCGCCGCGGCCGCCGCCGCCAGCUGGCGACUUCCCAGGCGCCGCCGGGUCCGACGCCGCCGGCUUCGGCACCAGCAUCCGCGAUUUCACGGCAGCGCACGGCAGUAGCAGCAGCAGCAGCAGCGGACCGGUGGUGUACAGCAUUAGUAAUCCCCCGCCGCCGGCGGGCGCCAGCAUCACCCUACUGCUCAGCGCUGACCCCUGGGUCUACAAGGAGCCCAGCCCGCCAGGCAGCGUGGCGGCUGCAGCCGGCGGCAGCGGCAGUAGCAGCGGCAGCGGCAGUAGCAGUAGCAGCAGCGGCAGCCCCGGCGGCGCCGCCGGCGGGCGGCGCCAGCCGCCGGCGCCUCCGGCGCCUCAGCGGUCGCUGGUGGUUCAGGUGAUGGAGGCACGUGACCUGGCGGCGCGCGACUGGGCGGGCACGUGCGACCCGUACGUACGGAUCAGUUACGACGGCCGCUCGGGCUACCGCACCCGCACGCUGUACAACUGCAGCCACGCGCCGGUGUGGCAGCAGACCUUCGUGCUGCCCGACAACCCCUCGCUACUGACACGGCGCAUGCGGCUGUCGGUGUACGACAGCGGUGUGAGCCGUGACGACCACCUGGGCAGCGCCUGGGUGAACCUGGACACGGCGCCGCAGGGGGGAGACCUCAGGGACCGCUGGGUGCCGCUGGAGGGGGUGGAGCGCGGCUGGCUGCGGCUGCGGCUGGCGGCUGUGUCGGAGCCGCCCGACAGCGCGGGAGUGCGGCGGCUGGUGCAGGCGCUGGAGGGCUUGGCGGCCACAGCCACCUCCGGCCCCAGCCCCUCACCAGCCCCCGCCGCCGACACCUCCUCCUGGUCAUCACCAGGGCCGCAGUCGUCGCCGCCGCUGACGCCGCGCACCUCGCCUGCCUACGCCUACGCAGCAGCGCAGCUGCUGAGCGGCGGCGGAGCCUCCGCCGCCGCCGCUGCUGCUACAGCCGCUGCUGCGGGCGGCUCGGGGCUGCUGGUGGGUCGCGGCAGUAGCUGGCCGCUGCUGCAGGUGGUGGUGCUGGGGGCGCGCGCGCUGAGCCCGCGGCCGGCGGACCAGCUGUUGGGCAUGCGCGACUCGUACUGCAACAUCAUCUACGGCGGAGAGCGACAGGUGACCCCGGUGUUCAAACAGAGCCAGAACCCGCAGUGGCGCUCCUGUGCGCUGUUCGCGCUGCAGCCGGACGACUGGGACGACGACGGCAGCAGCAGCUCCGACGAGAGCGACGCAGAGGACGGACCCAUGAUGCACCUGGGCAUGGGGACGGCGGCGGCGGCGGCGGCGGCACGGCCGGCAGCGCAAGCCGCCGCCAAACCCUCCGCAACUGUGGCGGCGGCGGCGGCAGUGACGGCGGCUCCUGCUGCAGCUCCUGCAGGCGCGUUGCCGUCCUCCAGCGCCGGCGCCGCCGGCUCGGCGUCCUCCGGCUCCGCCGCCGCCGCCUCCAGCUUGUUCGGCGGUGCGGACGCCGGCGGCGCCACCUCCGCCCCCGACUCCUGGUGGCACACACAGACGCCGCCGCCGCCGCCGCCACAGCCGUCGGCGGCGCCGCCGGCAGCGGGAGCAGCGGCGUCGGGCUCCGCCGCACCCGCCUCGAGUGGUGGCGGCGGCGGCAGCGGCGCGGCAGGCGCCAGGACCGGCGGCGCCGUCACGGCGGCGGCUGCCAAGCCGGGCGCCGCCGCGCAACCUCCGCUGCCGCCGCUGACGCCGUACCCUGCCGUACCCGGUCAGGUCGGCAGCGGAGGCGUCGCGGCGGCGGUGGGGCCGGGCGCCACUGCCGCCAAGCUGCGGCGGGCGAGGUCGAGCCGCUCGCGCACACGUGCCGCACUGCGGCGGCCCCAGAUGCUGCGCCUGGAGGUGCGGGACGUAAGUGCGGUGCCGCCCGACGAAGAGCUUGGCUUUGCGGAGCUGGACCUGCGGCCGCUGCUGCCGCGGCGCGGGGACACGUGGCAGGGCUGGCUGCCGCUGCGGCGCGGCCUGGGCGCCGAGGUGCAGGUGCGCCUGUGCCGCGUGGAGCCGGAGCCGCUGGGUGAGGGCGAGCUCAUACGCCUGAGGCAGCAGCAGCAGGAGCAGCAGGCGGCGGCGGCAGCAGGCAGGUGGUGCGCAGGCGGCGGCGUGGUGGCCAUCGGGGCACCGGGUGCGGCGGCGGCGGCGCAGGAGGCCGCGGCGGCGGCUGCGGCGGCUGCGGCGGCGGUUGCGGCGGCUGGCGGCUCUGGCUCUGACGGCGGCAACCCGCGCUUCUACAUGGUUGAGAACUUCGCUGACCAGGUCCGCGCCGCCAACCGCAGCGCCACAGCGUACGGCGAGGAGAUGCGCGUGCGGCUGGGGCAGGACGUGAUCCCCAAGCUGCAGGACUGGUGGGGCGGCGCCGUCAGGAGGACCCUCAACACCAUCGAGCCGCAGGCUGCGGGCCUGGGCGACCAGCUCAACGGCUGGCUGCAGAACACAGGCAUCACCGGACUGUGGACCACCAGCGGACCCGGAGCGGCGGCGGCUGCGGCGGCAGCCGCGGCGGCGGCAGCAGCCAAAAAGACGGCGGCGCCGGGCCCGCAGGCACCAGGCGAGGUGCGGCAGGCUGCCUCAUCAGCCGCUGGCAGCGGGAAGACGGAUGCGGCAGCGGGGACGGAGCCGGCUGCGGCGGCUGGCGAGGCAGCGGGCGAGGUCGCGGCUGGGCCCGCGGGGGCCGCUGGUGAGGCUGCAGCGCAGCAGAAGCCAAAGCUCUUGCCGCUCAGUGGCGGUGGUGGGCUGUGGGGCUUCUGGGGCGGCAAUGCUGCCAAUGUGGCGGCCGCGCCUACGCCCUCUCCGGCCGCAGGCGGAGAAUCAGCGGCCUCGGACGGCAAUGCCAGGGCUGCAGAGGCAGAUGCCGCGGGCGCCAGCGGUUCACGGCCCGAGGGUGGCGGCGGCGGCGGCAAGGCCUCCCCUGCUGCUGCCGGCAGGGGUGUGGUGGGCGCGCUGCUGGUGUCGCGGGGCGGCGUCAAGGGCGUGGCCAGCGGCGUGAGCGGCGCGGUGGCGGGUCCGGCGGGCGACCGCGGCGGCGACAUGGGCCGAGCCAUGGUGCGGUGGUGGGACACGCUGUUUGGGCCGCCGCCGUUUGCACAGGAGAAGCAGCUGGACGAGAAGAAGGGGGCGGAGGAGGAGGCGGCAUCGGAGGCGGGCCAGGCGCAGCAGCAGCAGCAGCCUGAGCCGCACAUGGAGAAGGGGGAGCAAGAGGUGGAGGUGAAGGAGGGGCAAGGAGGGAUGGCUAGAAUGAAGGUCAAGAAGGGGCAGGCGGGCGGGCCGCCGGCUGCGGGGCAGCAGACCCCGGGCACGGCGGGGCCGGGGCAGCAGCUGGACAAGCCGCCGCAUGCGGGGGGCAAGUAAGCUGAAUGUGAUUUAUCAUAUGUCUAUU
Chlamydomonas reinhardtii is the source of this 6467-nucleotide messenger RNA. RefSeq lists its product as uncharacterized. The record is from RefSeq and is a predicted model, not a curated record. The transcript has 16 exons. The coding region runs from base 536 to 6439 and encodes 1967 amino acids. NCBI's taxonomy places the organism in Eukaryota, Viridiplantae, Chlorophyta, Chlorophyceae, Chlamydomonadales, Chlamydomonadaceae.